AUGCCUUCCGCAGACUCAAAACCCAAGACCUUGUACGACAAGGUCUUCCAGGACCACAUUGUCAAUGAGCAAGAAGAUGGUACUUGCUUGAUCUACAUUGAUCGCCACCUCGUCCACGAGGUCACAUCUCCCCAGGCCUUCGAGGGUCUUAAGAACGCCAGCCGCAAGGUCCGCCGGCCGGACUGCACUCUGGUUACAGUCGAUCACAACAUUCCCACCUCCUCCCGCAAAAGCUUCAAGAACGCCGCCGACUUCAUCAAGGAGAACGACUCGCGUCUGCAAUGCACAACCCUGGAGGAGAACGUGAAGGACUUUGGCCUCACCUACUUCGGUAUGGGUGACAAGCGCCAGGGUAUUGUCCACAUUAUCGGCCCGGAGCAGGGUUUCACUCUGCCCGGCACCACUGUCGUCUGUGGUGACAGUCACACCUCCACACACGGUGCUUUCGGCUCCCUCGCAUUCGGUAUCGGAACCAGUGAAGUCGAGCACGUCCUCGCUACCCAGACCCUCAUUACCCGCCGCAGCAAGAACAUGCGCAUCCAGGUCGAUGGCGAGCUGCCUGCUGGUGUUACCAGCAAGGAUGUGGUUCUUCACAUCAUUGGUGUGAUUGGUACAGCUGGUGGUACCGGUGCUGUGAUUGAGUUCUGCGGAUCCGUCAUCCGGGGUCUCAGCAUGGAAGCCCGUAUGUCCAUGUGUAACAUGUCCAUUGAGGGUGGUGCCCGUGCUGGUAUGAUCGCCCCUGAUGAGAUCACCUUCGAGUACCUCAAGGGCCGUCCCUUGGCUCCCAAGUACGGUAGUGCUGAGUGGAACAAGGCUGUGAACUACUGGACUAGCUUGAAGUCCGAUGAGGGCGCCAAGUACGAUAUUGAUAUAUUCCUUGAUGGAAAGGAUAUUAUUCCCACCAUCUCCUGGGGUACCUCGCCCCAGGAUGUUAUCCCAAUCAACGGCGUUGUUCCCAGCCCCGAUGACUUUGAGGAUGAGGCCCGCAAGCUGGCUUGCAAGCGUGCCUUGGAGUACAUGGGUCUUGUCUCUGGCACUCCCAUGAAGGAGGUCGUGGUUGACAAGGUCUUCAUUGGUUCUUGCACCAAUGCCCGUAUUGAGGAUCUGCGUGCUGCCGCCAAGGUCGUCAAGGGCCGCAAGGUCGCUUCUAACAUCAAGCGUGCUAUGAUUGUUCCUGGCUCUGGACUGGUCAAGGAGCAGGCCGAAGAAGAGGGUCUGGACAAGAUCUUCGAGGAUGCUGGCUUCGAAUGGCGUGAGGCUGGUUGCUCUAUGUGUCUGGGUAUGAACCCGGAUAUCCUCUCCCCCAAGGAGCGCUGCGCCAGUACUUCCAACCGUAACUUCGAGGGUCGCCAGGGUGCCCAGGGCCGUACCCACCUGAUGUCCCCCGCCAUGGCCGCCACCGCUGCCAUUGUCGGCAAGCUCGCCGAUGUGCGCGAACACGUCGUGUCCAGCCCCGUCCUCGCCAAGGCCUCCCCCAAGAUCGACGUCCAGCAACCCGUGGCCGACUCCCCCGAAACCGAGGAUGAGCUCGACCGCGUCCUCGACCAGCCCGCCGAUGACGAGCCUCACACCAACACCAGCGCUCCUGGCGGUGGCAAGAGCACCGGUCUCCCCGCAUUCACUACCCUGAAGGGCAUUGCCGCCCCCUUGGACCGAUCCAACGUCGACACCGACGCCAUCAUCCCCAAGCAGUUCCUCAAGACCAUCAAGCGCACCGGUCUUGGAACAGCUCUCUUCUACGAGCUCCGCUACACCGACGACAAGGAAAACCCUGACUUCAUCCUGAACCAGGGUAUCUACCGCGACGCCAAGAUCCUGGUCGUUACCGGCCCCAACUUCGGCUGUGGUAGUUCCCGCGAGCACGCCCCCUGGGCCCUCCUCGACUUCGGCAUCAAGUGCAUCAUCGCCCCCUCCUUCGCCGACAUCUUCUUCAACAACACCUUCAAGAACGGCAUGCUCCCCGUUGUGGUCUCCGACGAAGCUGCCCUCGCCAAAAUCGCAGACGAAGCCCACGCCGGCCGCGAAGUCGAAGUCGACCUUGUUAACCAGGAAAUCAAGGAUUCCAAGGGUACCAAGAUCAUCUCCUUCGACGUCGACGGCUUCCGCAAGCACUGUCUCGUCAACGGCCUGGACGACAUCGGUCUCACUCUCCAGAUGGAGUCUAAGAUUAAGUCCUUCGAGUCCAAGCGUACCCUGGACACACCCUGGUUGGACGGAAGUGGUUACCUUCGUCGUGAUCGUCGCGGUGCCACUAUGGUCCAGGCUGCCCCUGUUCCUAAGACUAACCGUGGUGAGGUGACGAAUGAGCCCCUUGAGUGGUAA
Penicillium salamii is the source of this 2322-nucleotide messenger RNA. The record is from the annotation of a GenBank genome assembly. NCBI's taxonomy places the organism in Eukaryota, Fungi, Ascomycota, Eurotiomycetes, Eurotiales, Aspergillaceae.